This is a messenger RNA of Carya illinoinensis, 1908 nucleotides long. RefSeq lists its product as uncharacterized. The transcript has 4 exons. The coding region runs from base 540 to 1649 and encodes 369 amino acids. Lineage: Eukaryota; Viridiplantae; Streptophyta; Magnoliopsida; Fagales; Juglandaceae. The record is from RefSeq and is a predicted model, not a curated record. Gene Ontology annotation, molecular function: zinc ion binding.
AGGAGCUAUCAUGUUGGUGAGACAUUGGACUAAAUUCACUGUAAUGUUGUACAGUACCUACGUUGAUUACUCUGAUGAAAAAGGUAUGGACUUUUGGCAAGUAGGAUGGGAAAAGGCCAAAUAAUCUGUAAACGUAGUGAGUGUGCUUUAUUAGGUAAAUAUGCGACACUUUUUGUGUUCUUUGGUGAGCAGGGACCUCCACUGCUCAAGAGUGUGGAGACAGAGAGAGAUCCCCAUAUUUUAGUGAGAGAAUCUUGAGGCUGGAAGUUGCUUCAGUUAUGAUUGAUUUUAGUGCUCGAUCUCUGGGUAUCUGAUGCCCAUCUCUCCUCCUCCUAAGCUAAGUGCGCGUGUUAAGAGAGAGUUGGAACAAAAGUUUUAUGUGCUUGUCAGUUCAUGGUGCACUGCUAGCCACUUGUUGUCUUCGCCAUAUAAGCACAUUGGCCUCCUGAACUUCAGUUAAGUGAAAUUUAUUGAAGGCAAAUGGUACAAUAAUCUGAAGUGCAACUUGCUUGUUUGAAUCCAUAGAUUCUUUUAAUUCAAUGGGAAAGGAAAAUGUGUCACAUACAAUGAAGGAUGGAGUCAGCAAUGAGGAUUGCUCUUCUAUCGAGAGUGAAGAAUUGGAGUCUCACCCACGUCAUAGUUUUGAUAAGGAGGCAGGCCUGCCAAGUUGUCGUGUGUGCCAAUGUACUGAAUCUGACAAAAUGGGGGAUGCUGUUUUAGGAUUUUUGGGCAUCUCUCUUCCAUCACAAGAUGCUAGUAAAAGCUAUGGGGAGGUUCAGCCUGAUAGAAUGGAAGUAAUCAAAGAUAUUGAAAAUAAAUUUUCUCUAAAAAAGAAUGGUGGAAGAGAACGUGGGCUUGUGGAGUUUAUUGGCCCGGAUGGGGAGGUUUUCAUUUGUAAUACAGAUUUGGAGAUGGGUUCAUGUCACCACCAAGACACAUUGGUAGAGCUUGGCUGUUCUUGCAAAAAUGACCUUGCUUUAGUACACUAUGCGUGUGCUUUAAAAUGGUUUGUUAACCAUGGAUCUACCGUUUGUGAAAUCUGUGGAUGUGUUGCAAAAAAUAUUAGAACUGCAGACUUCAAAAAGGUUGUGGGUUCUUUAAAGGAAUUUGAAGCAUUGAGAGAAAGGACUGCUAGUGGAGAACCCAGUCCUGCACCAUUGCGUACAAAUCAAGGUGUAGAUCCCGAUGCUGUUGCUGCCAUCCGAAGGCAACGGCUUAGUGAGAUUUCGUUGUGGUUUAUUCCACAUAAUAAUGGUAACUAUAAUAAUUCUGCUGCAGUUUCACAGGUUGUUUCUGAACAACCUUUUAAUACUGUCUCAGAAUAUGUUGUCCCUGAUGAAAAUCCUGCAACCAAGUGGGCCGUGGAAGGUACUGGGAUUCUGCUUGCUACAGGACUUCUUACUGUUACUCUUGCAUGGCUCAUUGCACCUCGUGUUGGGAAGAUUCCACUUGUGCAGAAAACUGCCAGGAGCGGCCUUCAUAUUCUCCUGGGAGGCAUUUGUGCUCUAACAAUUGUGGUUUUCUUUCGCUUUUUUGUGCUUACCAGAAUCAAGUAUGGACCUGCACGCUACUGGGCAAUAUUGUUCGUCUUUUGGUUUCUUGUCUUUGGUAUAUGGGCUUCGCGGACUCAUGGCACUCAUUCAGCAUGAUUAUGUCAGCAUAAUGUUUAUCCACGUCAAUCACUUUUUUUAGCCAUUGUAGAACUGCAUUUUAUUUCAUAGAUGUCUCCAGUGCACGAACAAAAAAUGAGUUAUUGGUAGACUAUUUAAAAUGUGUUAGAAUGUAUAAGCCCAUUAUUGUAAAGUAGCUCUUUUGUGGGCAAUGUUGUUCAGGUGCAACAUUUGUGUGUUUGUCAACAGCAGGUCUCUGGCUUUACCCUUGCAUGGUAAAUAUUGAGUUUUUAGAGUU